Vidua chalybeata is the source of this 2449-nucleotide messenger RNA. It is a transcript of the gene STX5, whose product is annotated as syntaxin 5. Gene Ontology annotation, molecular function: SNARE binding; SNAP receptor activity. Gene Ontology annotation, biological process: vesicle fusion; endoplasmic reticulum to Golgi vesicle-mediated transport; intracellular protein transport. The coding region runs from base 460 to 1464 and encodes 334 amino acids. The transcript is spliced from 11 exons. The record is from RefSeq and is a predicted model, not a curated record. Lineage: Eukaryota; Metazoa; Chordata; Aves; Passeriformes; Viduidae. Gene Ontology annotation, cellular component: endomembrane system; Golgi membrane; SNARE complex.
UCCGGGGCGCGGGGGUUGCUAAGGGAGGGGCUUGUUGCUAAGGGCGGGGCCGACGCGGUGGGCGGGGCUGGCUGCCGGGGGCGGGGCCCCGCCGUUCCCGGGGUUCCCGGUGCGGGCUCGGUACCGGCGCUCGGAGCCCCAAUUCCCGCUCCGGUUUUGGGGGCGGGGCCUCGUUCCCAAACCACUCCCGGGGGCGGGGCCGCUCCGGUCCCGCCGUUCCCGAGCGGCGGGAGGCGUUGCCGUGGGGUGUGGCCUGUUGCUAUGGGCGUGGCUUCGCCAGCACCGCCCCCGAUCGGGGCGCGGCCUCUCCUCCGUUCCCUCCCGGAAGUACCGGGGGUUCUGUUCCGGUUUCGGCGGCGCUUCCGGCGGAAGGGACGUGGCAGUGACGUCAGCGCGCCCGGAGGCUCCCGGUGGCGGCGUCCGGCCCGGCCGAGCCCGCGGCGCAGGCGAUGAGCCCCGAUGCAGGCGCGCCGCCGGCUCGGGCCUAGGCAGCGGGAACCGGGCGAGCCCCCGGGGCCCCCCCGGACCGCGGCCCUGCCCCCCCCGGAGCCCCCGCCCGCCGACGUCAUGUCGUGUCGCGACAGGACCCAGGAGUUCCUCUUCGCCUGCAAAUCGCUGCAGGGCCGGCAGGACGGGGGGCUCCAGGCGGGCCGAGGCGGCCCCGGGCCCGGGCGGCAGCGCAGCGAGUUCAGCCUGAUGGCCAAGCGCAUCGGGAAGGAUCUGAGCAACACCUUUGCCAAGCUGGAGAAGCUGACCAUCCUGGCCAAGCGCAAAUCCCUGUUCGACGACAAAUCCGUGGAGAUCGAGGAGCUCACCUACAUCAUCAAACAGGACAUCGGCAGCCUGAGCGGGCAGCUGGCGCGGCUGCGGGAGCUGCUGCGGGCGCGGGGGGGCCCGCCCGGGCGCCACCCCCACAGCCACUCCAACAGCGUCCUGCUGGGCCUGCAGUCCAAGCUGGCCUCGAUGUCCAACGACUUCAAAUCCGUGCUGGAGGUGCGGACGGAGAACCUGAAGCAGCAGCGCAGCCGACGGGAACAUUUCUCCCGCGCCCCCGUCUCCGCCCUGGCCGCCAACAACCUCAGCAGCCCGGCCGUGCUCCAGGCCGAGCCGCAGCGCUCGGGGGCCGUGGCCAUCGACAUGGACAGCAGGACGAGCCAGCAGCUGCAGCUGCUGGAUGAGCAGGACUCGUACAUCCAGAGCCGGGCUGACACCAUGCAGAACAUCGAGUCCACCAUCGUGGAGCUGGGCUCCAUCUUCCAGCAGCUCGCACACAUGGUCAAGGAGCAGGAGGAGACCAUCCAGAGGAUCGACUCGGGCGUGGAGGACGCUCAGCUCAACGUGGAGGCGGCUCACGGCGAGAUCCUCAAAUAUUUCCAGUCGGUCUCGUCCAACCGCUGGCUGCUGCUCAAGAUCUUCCUCAUCCUCAUCGUCUUCUUCAUCGUCUUCGUCGUCUUCCUGGCCUGAGACGGCUCCUCCGGGCCCCAAAUUCCCGCUCGGACUCGGCCCCGCGGGGCUCGCGCACGGACACGGGGCUGGGACCCCCAGAUCCCCCCUGGGACCCCCCAAAACCCCCCCUGGGACCCCAGAACCCCACUGGGACCCCAAAAACCCCUCUGGGAGGUCCCAAAAACGCCCUGGGACCCCCCAAAAACCCCCCUGGGACCCCAGAUCCCCCCCCCCCGGGACUCCCCAAACCUCCCGGGAGUUCCCAAAAACCCCCCAGGACCCCCCAAAAACCCCCCUGGGAGCUCCCAAACCCCCCCCUGGGACCCCAAAACCUCCCAGGACCCCAAAACCCCUCAGGCCCCCCCUUUUCCCUUCCUUGGGGGGGGGUUGGGGAUCCUGGAACUGCUCUGAGCCCCCUCCCCAUGGACCACGGGAGCCCCAAAAAGGGGCUGGGGACCCCCACAGAGCCUGGGACCCCCCAAAAAGGGGUUGGGGAGGGAGGAGACACCCCAGGAGAUCUGGGGUGGGGGGGCUGCAGGACCCUCCCCUGGGGGAUGGAGACCCCAAUGGAAGCUGUGAGACCCCCGGGGUGGGGUGGGGGGGGAGCUGUGAACCCCACGGACAUUUGGGGGGUGCGGGACCCCCGUGGGAGCCCCGGGACCCCCAAAAAGGGGGGGGGUGGAGCUCGACACAAAGCCUGGGGGGGCCGUGGGACCCCCUCGGGUCUCCUUCAGCCCCCGGUCAGAGCCUUGGGACCCCGUUCAAGCGCUCGGGGUCCCUCCGGGGGGGCGCAGACCCCCAAAAGGGGCUGCAGGACCCCAUUUCCGACCCCCUUGAAUUACCGGGGGGGGGGGGGCUGCAGGACCCCCGUGGGAACAGAAGCCCCCCGGUGAAGCCUUGGGACCGCCAGGAAGGGGUCUGGGGGCUGGCCUGAAGCCCGCGGGGAGCCUUUGGGGCGGCUGCAGCCCCCCCCGAGCCCCCCAAUAAACCCUGCGCCCCCCCA